UCCCGGGUGCACGCGACCGUCGCCGGGACUUCGCGGAGCAACAAGUGUUACCAGCGCGCUGCCUUCGCCCCGCCCCCAAAACGAGAGCCGGCCGAGCCGGAGUGAACGAUGUCGGGGCCUCGUGGUGGAAACUGCCCCGAGGCGAUGCAACCACCUCACUCGAGCGCCGAUCGCGCGACAAGCGACCCGCCGAAACCCCGAGAGCGCUUCAGCUCGGCGCGAGUCACCGCGAGUAAAUGCGAACGCGAGCCGCCGUCGUCUGCGGGCCCGGCGAGCGGAGAUACCGGAGUUCACGGUGUCGUUGUGUGAAACUGUUCGGACGCUUCGGAAGAGGGGCCGAGAGGUGCGAAGUCGUCGCCGACUCGCGAGAGACCUGGACCGGACGGUUCCGGGUGUCGAGUUAACGGUUCCUUAACGAUCCGACGAACGGAUCUGCCGAGAGACUCCGCGAACGCUUCCGGCUCUGGUGAUCUGUCACCGGUCGAUCUCACGGCGCGAUGACACCUGGACGUCGUCCCUUCCGGAGGACCCACGACGAACGGUAAACUGUAAUGACGCGAGAAUCCGUUUAAACGUCAGUGAUAUCUGUUUACCGAGACACGUGUUGUUCAGCUGAGCGAAUCGGGGGUUCGCUGGCUCAGGGCAGGAAAACGGAGAUCGCCCAAGUGCGACGAUCUACGGGGAAGGAUAAGAGGAAAACUGUCCAUUUUACGGGAUACGCGGGGACCAGGCGCGAGGCUCCGAGACGGACAAAGAGGAGCGGCCGCAGAUAAGGAGCGGCUGGAGUUCGGCGAACUGCGGCGAGCGAAAAGGCCGACCGACGCGGAGAUAGGAGAGGAACGCUGCGGAGUCACGCGUGCGCGUCGCGAGAUACUCGCGAGCGAAAUUGAUUACGUACGUGACACAGACUCGAUCGGAACGGCCGGAAAAGUCCGCGAGGGGAGGAGGAUAGGAUCGAGAGCGAGCGGAGAGAAAUCGGCCGGCAGCUGGGCGAAACUUUAUCGUCGGGGGCCGCGCGGGGCGAAUUGCGGGGAAACGGAAGAGACGCUCUCGCGCCGCGAUGAUAAGACGAUAACAAAAAGCGGCGGCGAUAACCGGCGGCGAUGACAAAUUGAUCGAUCGCGGGGCCGAGAGAGACGAUGAUGAGACGCGCCUUCCGCGUGUCGCGCGCGCGAUAAAUCGCCAGGGGUGAUACGCGGCGUCCUCUUCGACGCCCCUCGACGGCCUCUGCUCGUUUGCCCGCGCGAACGUACGGCGACGCAGGGGGAUGAAGAUGAACGACGUCAAGCCGGAGUGCAGCGGCGCUCAGCCGAUUUCGCCGGCGGGCGGGACUAACAACAACAACAACAACAACAGCAUCAACGGCAGCGGCAAGGCGUCGGCGACGGCCGUCGCCGCUGCGGCCGCCGCGGCGACGGUGGCCGCCAACGGUGGCGAGGGCAUCAGCGCCGCGGUCGCCAAGGUGCUCCAAGGAUACGACUGGACCCUGGUACCCGUCGCCACCAAGGGCUCCGGCGACAAAAGGGCGGCCCACGUCAAGAGGCCCAUGAACGCGUUUAUGGUGUGGGCCCAGGCUGCGAGGCGAAAACUGGCCGAUCAGUACCCUCAGCUUCACAACGCCGAGUUGUCGAAAACACUGGGAAAGUUAUGGCGGCUCCUGUCCGACAACGACAAGAAACCCUUCAUCGAGGAGGCCGACCGUCUGCGCGUUAUCCACAAGCGCGAGCACCCCGAUUACAAGUAUCAGCCCCGACGUCGGAAGCAGAACGGACCGUCUUCCGGCCGCGAGAGUUCGCCCACGAGGAGCCAGAGCAACGUGACGUUCAGCGUUACCAGGUCGUUGAAGCAGGAGGACAUGAGUCCCAGAGGCGUUCAAGGACCCAAUUCGCCGCAGAGUGGCGUGAGCUCUUCGCCACCCACGACACCCGGUCACGGCCUUUCACCGCCAACACCCCCUACGACGCCCAGGGGACAACACUACAUCAAUCAGACGCUUGAUCUGCAGAGCAACCAGCUUCCGCAGAACAACACGGUGUACUACCAGGAGUUGGUUGGCGGCACGCCGUCGAGCGAGUCCCCGCAUCAGCAACCGGCGGUCGAUCUUCGUUACAUCGAGGUCGGAGAUGGCCUCCCCGGCGAGGAGAACCAGUUGAACGGCCUCGGCACUUUGGGCGGGCUCGGCCUGAAUCUCCCGGUGAACUUCCAGGAGUGCGAGGUCGAGAGCAACGAGCUCGACCAAUACUUACCGCCCCAGACCGCGCCGAUACAUCAGUACCCACCCGUGCAAGUCACCACCGCCUCGCAAUGGUUACUCAACAGAUAUGAGGAGGAGAUCGAGAGACCGAUCAAGCGCCACUGCUCGGAGCAGGCGAUCGCGGAGGUGUCAUGGGAGGACAGGACACAGGAGAUGGUCAGGUACCACGAGCUCCAGCCUCCCCUUCCGCCGGUCCAGUACAUAUCCGCCCAUAACGCGCACCAUUCGCACGCGAGUACGCAGAUGGGCCAUCCGCACGUGUCCACGCCCUACGCGCAAUACGCACAUCGCUACGUGCCCGGCAUCGAGACGUGGCCGAAUUACAUGUAGACCAAA
Vollenhovia emeryi is the source of this 2590-nucleotide messenger RNA. RefSeq names its product transcription factor SOX-9-like. Gene Ontology annotation, molecular function: DNA-binding transcription factor activity, RNA polymerase II-specific; RNA polymerase II cis-regulatory region sequence-specific DNA binding. Bases 1268 to 2584 code for a protein of 438 amino acids. NCBI's taxonomy places the organism in Eukaryota, Metazoa, Arthropoda, Insecta, Hymenoptera, Formicidae. Gene Ontology annotation, biological process: regulation of transcription by RNA polymerase II. The transcript has 5 exons. The record is from RefSeq and is a predicted model, not a curated record. Gene Ontology annotation, cellular component: nucleus.